GUCCUGGUCUUUGGCUUCUCGACUCGGUCCUGUUUCGACAGCGAACAUGUCUCGGCCUGUCAGAAAUAGGAAGGUCGUUGAUUACUCACAGUUUCAGGAAUCUGAUGAUGCAGAUGAAGAUUAUGGAAGAGAUUCGGGUCCUCCUGCUAAGAAAAUUUGAUCAUCUCCCCGAGAAGCUAAAAAUAAGAGGCGAUCUGGAAAGAAUUCACAGGAGGAUAGUGAGGACUCAGAAGAAAAAGAUGUGAAGACCAAGAAGGACGAUUCUCACUCAGCAGAGGACAGUGAAGAUGAAAAAGAAGAUCAUAAAAAUGUGCGCCAGCAACGGCAGGCAGCAUCUAAAGCAGCUUCUAAACAGAGAGAGAUGCUCAUGGAAGAUGUGGGCAGUGAGGAAGAACAAGAAGAAGAGGAUGAGGCACCAUUCCAGGAGAAAGAUUCUGGCAGUGAUGAAGAUUUCCUAAUGGAAGAUGAUGAUGAUAGUGAUUAUGGCAGUUCAAAAAAGAAAAACAAAAAGAUGGUUAAGAAGUCCAAACCUGAGAGAAAAGAAAAGAAAAUGCCCAAGCCCAGGCUAAAGGCCACAGUAACACCAAGCCCAGUGAAAGGCAAAGGGAAAGUGGGGCGCCCCACAGCUUCAAAGGCGUCAAAGGAAAAGACACCUUCUCCCAAAGAGGAAGAUGAGGAACCAGAAAGCCCUCCAGAAAAGAAAACAUCUGCAAGCCCCCCACCCGAGAAAUUUGGGGAUGAAGGGUCUGAAGAUGAAGCCCAGUCUGGGGAGGAUUAAAAGUGAUGAUGGUUUGGGGAGAGAUUUUAUUAAAAAAAGAAAAAAGAAAAAAGAGGGGAAAAAAGAGAACCUACUUAAGAUAGAACAUGGUUUUGGCUAUGGCUUGACUCAUGGGCUUUCAGUGCUUUUUUCCAUUUGUUUAAAAUAACAUUUUCUC
Molecule: messenger RNA, 935 nt
Organism: Cynocephalus volans (Philippine flying lemur)
Lineage: Eukaryota; Metazoa; Chordata; Mammalia; Dermoptera; Cynocephalidae
Product: nuclear ubiquitous casein and cyclin-dependent kinase substrate 1-like
Exons: 1
Biological process (GO): interstrand cross-link repair; double-strand break repair via homologous recombination
Cellular component (GO): cytoplasm
Molecular function (GO): double-stranded DNA binding; single-stranded DNA binding
Source: RefSeq, a predicted model, not a curated record